This is a messenger RNA of Cuscuta europaea, 1290 nucleotides long. The record is from the annotation of a GenBank genome assembly. NCBI's taxonomy places the organism in Eukaryota, Viridiplantae, Streptophyta, Magnoliopsida, Solanales, Convolvulaceae.
AGCACCUCCUCUAGCUGCGCUGCGCCAUAGGUUUAUCUUCCAUAUCCAUGACUUCCGAUCGGUUGCUCCACAGUUUCGACAUAUCUUCCACACGACAAAUGUAAGGUGCGCUGCAUCAUCGAGCUUGCAAGCCUCCGCUUCAUUCAACAAAAUCACACCAUCUACUCCAGAUAGAAUUCCAGAUAGAAUUGAAGGAUGUAAUCUACCCAUCUCAUAUCAUUUUUCCUGUUUAUGCAGAUAAGGCAUAAUGUAUAGACAAAAUAGAAUUUGGAUGUAUGAUAAACAUGCGGUAUUGUACGGAAUGCAAUCAAAUUUUCUUGAAGGAGUUGAGGAGUUUAUUAAAUUCGCACUUGAACACCCGGCUUAUAUGAGUGGUGAUAAAAUCAUAUGUCCAUGUUCAAAGUGUAAAAAUCUCAAAUUUAAACACCCAGACGAAAUUGGGUGGGAUUUGUACGCGGACGGUUUCCUUCCCAAUUAUUAUAAUUGGACUUCUCAUGGUGAACCUUUGGAUCCAUCUGUUUUACCACAAACGGUAGGUUCGUCUCGUAACGUCCCUGCAGAGAUGAGUGUGUGGGGAGACCCUGCUGAAAUGAGAUGGGAGCAACGUAUGGUAUAUGACGCAUUCGGUGAUCGAUGUCUCAGUCCCCCCCCCCCCCCCCCCCCACAACCAUCUAACGAUCCUCCUGAAGCCUCGACCUCGUAUCAACCACAUGAGGAUGAAAAUCCGAUAUUUUAUGAACCUUAUGUGGAUGAAGGUUUAGCUGAAAUAUUUCAAGAUGUUUUAAAAACAGACGAUCAACCCAUGUAUGCUGAUUGUGAGGGAUACUCUCAGAUAUCCGCCGUUACAGAGUUUAUGAACAUAAAAGCUGAAUACAGUCUCCCUGAAAUAUGCAUGACUAGAGUCUUGCAGUCAGUAGGCGGGAUGCUACCACGUGAUCAUAACCUUCCCGAUUCAUAUUAUCACAUGAAACAAUUAAUGUCUAAGUUGGGGCCACCUUAUAUAGAAAUUGAUGCGUGCCCGGAAGGAUGUAUGUUGUUCUGGAAGGAUGAUGAGGCAAUUGAAUUCUGCAAGUUCUGUGGUGGAAACAGAUACAAACUUGUUCCUCAAAGUAGAAAGAAACCACGAAAUAGGUCGGUAUUAUCUAAACUGUAUUACCUCCCAAUAGCUUCACGACUUCAGAGGAUGUACGCUUCGACUGCUACUGCGAAACACAUGACAUGGCACGAAACAAAUGUAUGUUGAUGCAUUACGUUUUGGCCCAACCCACAAUGUAAAAUUCUUAAACCCGG